Messenger RNA from Neohortaea acidophila, 2715 nucleotides. RefSeq lists its product as uncharacterized. The transcript has a single exon. Bases 87 to 2561 code for a protein of 824 amino acids. Lineage: Eukaryota; Fungi; Ascomycota; Dothideomycetes; Mycosphaerellales; Teratosphaeriaceae. The record is from RefSeq and is a predicted model, not a curated record. Gene Ontology annotation, molecular function: homoaconitate hydratase activity; 4 iron, 4 sulfur cluster binding. Gene Ontology annotation, biological process: L-lysine biosynthetic process.
GCCAUUGCCGCAUCUGCUUCCGUCGCGCAAUGCUCUGAAGGGUCUCGAGGUCAUCUUGAUAACCCGCGAUCGCUAUUCAACCCUUCAUGGCCACCCUCAAGGUUGGCAGGAGUCUGCAAAGACUUGCACGCGGCUCCCGCCUCCCUCCCCUCUCCUCCACCAGACAUCUCGCGCCUUCGGUGUCAUAUCUUCACCACAGACCGCGGUACAUCUGCGCGACAUGUCGACUGCAACGUGCCGAAGCCACAGACGCCUUUUCCUCUCAGCUCGCCGCCGUACGACCCAGCCUUCUCGACCAAGUCAAUGCGCCGCCCACCUCCCCUCAAACCCUCACCGAGAAGAUCGUUCAAAAGUACUCGCAAGGUCUCGCAGAAGGCAAAUACGUCAAAGCCGGCGACUACGUCACCCUCGCGCCGCACAAAUGCAUGACGCACGACAACUCCUGGCCCGUCGCGACGAAGUUCAUGUCCAUUGGCGCGUCCAAGAUUCACAACCCGCAGCAGAUAGUCAUGACGCUGGACCACGACGUGCAGAACAAGAGCGAGAAGAAUCUCAAAAAGUACGAGCAGAUUGAGAACUUUGCCAAGACGCAGGGGGUGGACUUCUACCCCGCUGGAAGGGGCAUUGGGCAUCAGAUUAUGGUGGAGGAGGGCUAUGCUUGGCCUGGGACUAUGGCUGUUGCCAGCGACAGUCAUAGCAAUAUGUAUGGUGGGGUGGGAUGUUUGGGGACCCCGGUGGUGAGGACUGAUGCUGCGAGUAUCUGGGCGACCGGCAGGACGUGGUGGCAGAUUCCGCCCGUUGCCAAAGUGACCUUUACUGGGGUCUUGCUUCCUGGCGUUACAGGGAAAGAUGUCAUUGUGGCUCUGUGUGGAUUGUUCAACAACGACGAGGUGCUGAAUCAUGCGAUCGAAUUCACCGGUAACGAGGAAACGAUGAAGAGUUUGCCUGUGGAUGACCGACUGGCCAUUGCAAACAUGACUACAGAAUGGGGUGCUCUCUCCGGCUUGUUCCCAAUUGAUGAUGUCUUGAAAGGCUGGCUCCGAUACAAGGCGACAGAAGCGAGCAUGUACAAGUCACCUCCCCAGACCGCAAGCCUGACAUCCGACCGAUUCAAUCAUCAACGUUUGGAUGAGCUUUUCGCGCAACCUCUAAAGGCGGAUCGAGGCGCAAAGUAUGCGAAGGAGCUAUAUAUCGAUCUGUCCAGCCUCUCGCCGUACGUUUCAGGGCCCAACUCGGUCAAGGUGGCCACACCGCUGGACGAGCUAGAGCGGAUCAAGAUCAGCAUCGACAAGGCAUAUCUCGUGUCCUGCACCAACAGCCGGCGAUCAGACAUUGCCGCCGCGGCCAAAGUCUUCAAAGACGCAGCGGAGGCUAAUGGCGGCAAAAUUCCCAAGAUCGCAGACGGCGUCAACUUCUACAUCUCAGCGGCGUCGUUGCCAGAACAAGAAGCGGCGGAAGAGCAAGGUGACUGGCAAGCUUUGUUGGAGGCCGGGGCGCAACCUCUGCCUUCUGGAUGUGGACCUUGCAUUGGACUUGGCACGGGCCUACUCGAGCCCGGUGAAGUCGGGAUCAGUGCGAGUAACCGCAACUUCAAAGGACGAAUGGGCAGCACGGACGCGAAAGCAUACCUGGCGUCCCCUGAAGUCGUGGCCGCUAGUGCGCUGAAAGGCAAGAUUGCCGGACCAGGAUGGUAUCAGAAGCCAGAGGGCGCCGAGGGUGUGAUCAUGGGCGAAGGCGGAUACGCGACCUACAGCGUCGAGGAUGUUCUCGAAAAGCUCAUCAACGAUGCCGAGUCUGCCAUCCAAGAGGGCGAGAAGAAUCUCGGAGGGAGCGCCGCCACGAGCGAUGCAGAGAUUACUAGCAGCGACAGCCUGACCGAUGUCCUCCCCGGCUUCCCCGAAAAGGUGACCGGCGAGAUCGUCUGGUGCAAUGCAGACAACGUCAACACCGAUGCCAUCUACCCGGGCAAGUACACCUACGACGACGCCUUCUCCUCCGACCCGAAGAAAAUGGCCACCGUGACGAUGGAGAACUACGACCGCAAUUUCUCCUCCAUCGCCAAGACGGGUGAUAUCCUUGUUUCCGGGUUCAACUUUGGUUGCGGCUCUUCUCGCGAACAAGCUGCUACCGCCAUCCUCGCCAAAGGUAUCCCUCUCGUGGUCGCGGGGAGUUUCGGCAACAUUUUCAGCCGGAACAGCAUCAACAACGCUUUGAUGGGCGUCGAGGUGCCGAAGCUGAUCGAGCGGUUAAGAGAAGCAUUCGUCAAUGGCAAGACGGCCAACGCAUCAUCUGCCUCCAUCACUGAACCCGCGCUGAACAGUCAAAGUCUCGACUCGCCGCCGCCCGCCCCGGAAAGCAAGCCGGCAGCGGAGAAAGCGUUGACCAUUCGAACGGGCUGGACUUUCACGUGGGAUGUGCGGAGGAGUCAGGUUGAGAUUCGCGAGGGGGAGAGCGGGGAGAUGUGGACGCAGAAGGUGGGCGAGUUGCCGCCGAAUGUGCAGGAGAUUAUUGCGAGGGGGGGCUUGGAGAAGUGGGUGCAAAAGGAGAUUUCUGCGGGUUGAGAUGGGCUAUUGCGGUAAGGACGGCUUGUACGAAGACGGACCAGGGUUGUACAAAGUACCAGAAGCAUCUGUAAUCGGUCUCCAAACACUUAUGUAAGUGGUCGAUAGCUUACCAAUUUGCCGAAUGGAGCACUUCAAAGCAGCGUGAGGCUGA